AUGACGAGCCAGGCCGAGGAUGACGAGGGGGAUCAUGACGUGCUUGAAACGAAGAGGCCACGGAAGAGGAAAAGCAUUCCGGACUUUGUAGAAAAUGACACUUCUGAAUCUGACCAGGAAAGCAACAGAGGUGUAACCGUAUCAGGUGUCCCUAAGCCUCCAGCCAAGCUGCCUCCCCCGCUUACUGCAGACAUGACUCAAGAGGCAGAAAGGGGUGCCUCCAGGUCCAGGUCUAGGUCUCGCUCCAACAGACGCCCGUCCAGCCCUUGCUCCACCAGCCGCCCGUCCAGGUCUCCCACCAGGCACCCGUCCACACCUCGCUCUACCAGACGCCGACCCAGCCCUCGCUCUACCAGGCGCCCGCCCAGCCCUCUCUACACCAGGCGCCUGUCCGGAUCUCCUACCAGCCGCCCGUACAGAUCUCCUGCCAGCCGCCCGUCCAGGUCUCCCAACAGGCGCCUGUCCACCCCUCGUUCCGGCAGAUGCCCACCCAGCCCUCUCUACACCAGUCGCCCGUCCAGGUCUCCUGCCAGCCGCCCGUUCAGCCCUCUCUACACCAGCCACCCAGCCAGGUCUCCCUCCGUCAGGCACCCGUCCACGUCUCACUCCGUCAGGCACCCGUCCACGUCUCACUCCGCCAGGCACCCGUCCACGUCUCACUCCGCCAGGCACCCGUCCAGGUCUCCCUCCGCCAGGCGCCCGUCCAGGUCUCCCUCCGCCAGGCGCCCGUCCAGGUCUCCCUCCGCCAGGCGCCCGUCCACGUCUCCCUCCGCCAGGCACCCGUCCACGUCUCACUCCGCCAGGCACCCGUCCACGUCUCACUCCGCCAGGCACCCGUCCACGUCUCACUCCGCCAGGCACCCGUCCACGUCUCACUCCGCCAGGCACCCGUCCACGUCUCACUCCGCCAGGCGCGCGUCCAGGUCUCCCUCUGCCAGGCGCGCGUCCAGGUCUCCCUCCGCCAGGCACCUGUCCACGUCUCACUCAGUCAGGCACCCGUCCUCGUCUCGCUAUGCCAGAUUUGAUGUCAGAACCUGGACGUUCCCCUUGCCUCAGGAGGUGUUUCAGAAAAAGGUUUUAAAAUUGCUCCUUGAGCUCCGGGAUAAGGAGUCUCAGCAAACGUCAGCACAUGUCGGUAACAUCGUCAGGAUGGAGACCAUGGAGCAAUUUGAUAUGGAGGAGGAGAAGCUCAUUGACAACAGCGACUAUGAACGCAUGGUGCAGCGUCUGGCGAGAGUGGGAGGAAGGGACGGUAAGGAGUGUGUCCGGAAAGUCCUUGACAGGUAUGUUUCAGGAGUGGAACUUAAACAUUUUCCCCACCAGUCACUGUGGCAGGUAGAUUCUAAAAUCUAC
Molecule: messenger RNA, 1353 nt
Organism: Engraulis encrasicolus (European anchovy)
Lineage: Eukaryota; Metazoa; Chordata; Actinopteri; Clupeiformes; Engraulidae
Product: serine/arginine repetitive matrix protein 1-like
Exons: 7
Source: RefSeq, a predicted model, not a curated record